Messenger RNA from Peronospora matthiolae, 615 nucleotides. The record is from the annotation of a GenBank genome assembly. NCBI's taxonomy places the organism in Eukaryota, Oomycota, Peronosporomycetes, Peronosporales, Peronosporaceae.
AUGGACAGCAUCUCGCCAUGCACGACUUCAUGGCUCGCGAGGUCGCUGAAUCCAAUCGGCGAGGUUCAAAUCCCUCGCGGGACUUCAAAGAACGAUGCCGUGACGAUGGAGAUCUCCGUCUACUCUGGCGAAGGCAAAGAACGCUUGUCGCUGUCGCGUUGGUUCAUUGAGUUUGACAUUGCUAUCGCCUCGAAACUUCUCAAGGCUCCUCAAGUAAAGGUCAACUUCCUCCUUCACGUCUCACUGGGAAAGACAAUGAAGCCGCCACAAGAAGAAAAGUUGGUGCGUUCGAGGUUCCUGUCCUUGAGACAGGGCAAGGUGGACAUGCGCAACUACGUGCAGAUGGCUCGACAUCUGGCGUCGUGCAUUGUCACGCGUCCCAUGGACAUGUACACACAAGUAAACGUGUUUGCCGAUGGCAUGCGUGAAGGGCAGACUCGCCUUUCGCUGGAGCGCGCGGAGCCUGCCACGUCGGAAAAGUCUUUCGCUAUCGCCCUCCGUGAGGACUUAAGAGUCACCAAGGCCUACACCAAGCCUUCAGUUUUAGCCGCUGUCAGAUCAGCGGGCCCGGAACCUAUAUGUAUUGAUGCGAUUGAGUCGUCGGGUGACCGAUGA